Molecule: messenger RNA, 606 nt
Organism: Fusarium proliferatum ET1
Lineage: Eukaryota; Fungi; Ascomycota; Sordariomycetes; Hypocreales; Nectriaceae
Exons: 4
Coding region: 1-606 (201 amino acids)
Source: RefSeq, a predicted model, not a curated record
AUGUCGAUGCUACCUACUAUCGCGAAUGCCCUUGCAGAGUUCGUCUACGAUAAAGACAUCAGGUUUACCUCGUUCACUGCGCCAGAUGGGGCUCCCUGUUUUGGCUGCCUCACGACCAUCCAUCGCGACGCGCGUCUGCUCUGUGUCAUCGAAGACUCGGUGAAGGAGAUUUGUCUCUGCUGUCAGAACUCUAAGAAGAAAUGCGGCUCUAUUCCUCGCGAAAUCCUCGGCGCUGCCCAGUUCUACUGGAAUCACAUCUCUCGGCCGCAGGCCCUCGCCGCCAACCCCGACGAUCUGCACGGCAAAGAAGUCUGGCGCAUUUGCAAUUUUGACGUUGCCGAAACCAUUCAGACACAAGAAGCUGCGGCGACCCGAGAGCUACUCUCCCUGCAACUCCUUAAAUCUGCUGGUGUCAAUUUCUCUCCUGAGGAAAUGCGGGCUCGUGUUGCGGCCGCGACACCAUUGUACGCUCGCGAUGACUCCAUGGCUGUUCGUCUGCGCAAGGCACUCCGUCGCCUUCCCAACGCCGACAAAACACCCUAUGGAUCUGAUGAUGGAGAACUUGAGGACUUGCCCCAUGAACUCGAAAAUUCUCUCAUCGCCUAG